Messenger RNA from Lodderomyces orthopsilosis Co 90-125, 2028 nucleotides. It is a transcript of the gene NDT80, whose product is annotated as transcription factor. Gene Ontology annotation, molecular function: DNA binding; DNA-binding transcription factor activity. Gene Ontology annotation, cellular component: nuclear chromosome. Gene Ontology annotation, biological process: meiotic cell cycle; positive regulation of transcription by RNA polymerase II. NCBI's taxonomy places the organism in Eukaryota, Fungi, Ascomycota, Pichiomycetes, Serinales, Debaryomycetaceae. The record is from RefSeq and is a predicted model, not a curated record. The transcript has a single exon. Bases 1 to 2028 code for a protein of 675 amino acids.
AUGAAUUUGUCUCAUGAAGAUCCAAGUAUUUCUCAAGUCGACACAAACAAUACUCCAGGUUCUUUAUCAAGUAUGAAUCAACAUUUGAAAUCUUCAGGUACUCCUGCCACCAGUCAUUCUACUGGCCCAACUGGUUCUAAUGAUGAUGGUAGUGGAUUGCACUCUCACUAUCAACAAUCUAACCCAAUUGGUAGUGGUGCUUCUUCUGUCCAUCAGCAGCAACAACAACAUUCAGGUGCUACUGGUGGUGGUGCUCCAUCUGCUUAUGGAUAUGAUGCUUCUGGUCACUUGAAUGGUGCUACUCACUUGCAACCACUUCAACAACAACCAAUGCAACAUUUGCCUAUGCACUCACUUCCUCAACAAACCCACCAUUACCCAAUUCAUUCAUUGGGUCAACAAGGACAUUCUCAACUGCACACUCCUCAAAUUUCUUAUCAACAACAACAAGCUGCCGCCGCUGCCGCUGCAGCUCAAGGACAAGCACAUUAUGGAGGACAAAAUCAACUUCAUCAACAAAUGCAUCACCAAUUGAUGACUCCAAAUCCUUAUCAACAACACUACCAACAACAACAAUUGCCUCACUUGCAUCCAGCAGGUGGUGCUGCCGGUGCCACUGGUGCACAUGAUACCCAUGAUCACCUCAACCUCCAAUUCAAUCCAAUGGCGUAUCAACAACAAUCUCAACAGCAGCAAUUGCAUCAUUUGGGUCACCAAAUUCCAAAUGUUUCCCAACAACAAGCUCAAACCCAACAACCAACCCCAUUACCACCUCAAUUGCACCAUCUAGCACAUAACCCGCUUUCUCAAUCAGUGCCAAUUUCACAUCAUCAAACACCUCAACCAACACCUCAACCACAAGGUGCAAAUGGUAGACAACCACGUCAAACCAAGAAGCAGAAGCAACAACAACAACAACAACAAGCAGCCGCCGCUGCUGCUCACUUACAUCUGCAAACUGGUAGUAUUGAUCCAAAUGCUCAUGAGCAAGGAGCUCUUGAUGCUCAUACUUUGGCUCAACAACAUCAUAUGGAGAUGUUGGCACGUGCUAGUCAAAAUGAAAUGAUGGAAUCAGCUACUAGAAAAGUUGCUCCUAGAUCAAGUGAUUUGUUUAGAGUUGGACCUCCAUUUGGUAUGAUGAAACAACAUGCAGCCGUUUAUUGCAAAGCUAAUGAUAUGCAAGUUUUCCCCAUGUUGCAUGCCAGAAUUGAUCGUGGAUUUGAAAUGGGUGAAACUGGUACCUGGAUUGGUUACAAACGUAAUUAUUUUACUUUGGUUGCUUCAUUCAAUUUACAAGAUUUUGAUUUCGGUAGAUUUAUUCAAAAUCAAUUCUACACUUAUGAUAAAUCCAAAUUAAAUGGAAAUGGAUUACAUCACCAUCCACAUCAUCCACGUUCUGCCCAACCUCAUCAUCACCCACAUCAUCCUCACCAUGCUCAUCAUGCUGGUGAAACUAGAUUGGAUAUCAGCUACUUUGCCAUUCGUUUAGUUGCCAAAUGUUCCGAUGAUGAUGUUGCUAUUUCAUUGAUCCAACACACUGCUAAGAGAGAUAAAGGUCCACAAUUCCCACCACCAAUUUAUCCAGCGUUACCUGGUGACUUACCUGAUCAUGAAACUGUUAAAGCCAGCUGUAAUAAACGUAACAACAACAAGAUUGAAAACAUGAAUAAGAUUUUCUUUUUCGACAGAGCACAAUAUUAUGGUGAUUAUGCAUUGGAUAGUUCUAAAGAUCAUUCAAUUUUACGUAAUUACCCAAGUGAUUCAAUUUCCAAAGUUGCUAGAUUUGAGCGUAUUCAAUUUACAAGUUCAAUUAGAGUCAAAUCUACUAGUACUGCUGCUCGUUAUUUCACUUUAUCUUGUGAAUUAUUGGGAAUCGUUGAAGAUGAAGAUUCACAAAUUCAACCAAUCUUGUUGGGAUCAAUUGAAUCACCACCAUUGGUGAUUAGAGGUAGAUCGCCUUCAAGUUAUCAUAAGGAUAGAACUUCAGGAUACAGACCGCCAAGUAGUGCUUCACCAGCAGGUCCAUAA